Molecule: messenger RNA, 3802 nt
Organism: Anoplopoma fimbria (sablefish)
Lineage: Eukaryota; Metazoa; Chordata; Actinopteri; Perciformes; Anoplopomatidae
Product: neurotrypsin-like
Exons: 15
Coding region: 1-2919 (972 amino acids)
Biological process (GO): proteolysis
Cellular component (GO): membrane
Molecular function (GO): serine-type endopeptidase activity
Source: RefSeq, a predicted model, not a curated record
AUGCAUCCGUUCAUUGAUCAUUGCACGGUGAUGGACGGCUCCUGCACGCCUGCAACCGGCACCUCAGCACGUUACAUUCUCGCAGCAGCUCCCGGACAGGUCGGGCUCAGAGAUGGGAGAGGAGCGGAGGCUGCUCUGCCUCUGACACACCGGGACGGAAGGAUGGCUCCAACCAGCCGGGACAUGCUGCUGUGCUUGAUCGGAACCGCCUGCCUCUGGCUGCCGCUGCUGGCGGAGGUGGUGGCUGAGGACAGUUACUUAAACGAGGUGCAGAACUCCGUGCCUCUGUCCUGCUCUGAGGGAUUCACAGAGUUGGGAUACUACAACGGCACCGUGUCCCAGACGGACUCUGGCGCCCCCUGUCUGAAGUGGACCGAGUUUCCAGACUACGUGAUGCAGUAUCCGGGCCGAGGGCUGGGCGACCACAGCUACUGCAGGAACCCGGACCGAGAGUCCAACCCGUGGUGUUUCUUCAGACAAAACUCUGGAGCCAUCGGGUGGGCCUACUGCGACUGCCACCAGGGUGCAGCUCGUCUGGUGGGCAGCUCGACCUCCGGCAGCGGGCGCGUAGAGGUCUAUCUGAACGGCCAGUGGGGGGCGGUGUGUGACUCCCACUGGUCGGACAGAGACGCCAGCGUGAUCUGCAGGCAGCUGGGCCUCGGUGACAUCGGUGCGGCGUUGCAGCAGUCUCAGUUCGGCUCGGGCUCCGGCCUCUUCCACUACGAGCGUCUGGGUUGCCGCGGUGACGAGAACACUCUCAGUAAGUGCCGGAGCAGGACGUUCGUCACCGGCGACUGUAGCCAUGGCAACGAGGCAGCAGUGGUGUGCGCGCCACCAGAAGGAAGUGGCCCUCCGCUGCGAUUGGUCGGAGGCGAGGAAGACUUUGAAGGUCGAGUGGAGGUGUUUCACGCAGGGAGGUGGGGCUCCGUCUGUGACGACCAGUGGGACGACAGAGAUGCUGAGGUGGUGUGCAGACAGCUGGGUUUUGGGGGUGUUGCGAAGGCCUGGUCGUGGGCUCACUUUGGUCAGGGUUCAGGCCCGAUCCUGUUGGAUGCCGUGAAGUGCACAGGAAACGAGCUGUUCCUGGACCAGUGUCCCCAUGGCGACUGGGAGCAGCACAACUGUGACCACAUGGAGGAUGCUGGGAUCUCCUGCAGCCCUUAUACAGAUGGUGUGGUGCGUCUGGUUGGAGGAGACAGUCCCUGGGAGGGUCGGGUGGAGGUUUUCCACAACGGUGACUGGGGGACGGUGUGUGACGACCGCUGGACCCAGCAGCAUGCAGAGGUGGUCUGCAGACAGCUGGGCUACAGGGGUCACGCUGAGGUCGUAUCAGAUGGGACGUUCGGCGAGGGCGUCGGUCUGAUCCUGCUGGACGACGUCCACUGUGAGGGAUCCGAGACCUCCCUGCUGGACUGUCCACACGGGAUCUGGGGCCGCACCGACUGCUCACACAGUGAGGACGUUGGGGUUCGCUGCAGGAAACAGUCCACCCAAGAAACCAAUGAAGUGCCGGUUAUCGCACAUUCCACGGGUCCUCUGGUGCGUCUUGUGGGCGGCAGCAGCAGAAAGGAGGGUCGAGUCGAGGUGUAUCUCCAUGGCGACUGGGGAAGUAUUUGUGACUCAGGCUGGAACGACCUGAAUGCAGCCGUGGUGUGCAGACAGCUUGGACACAGUGGUGGAGCGGUAGCAGCCGGAGGGUUCGGUCAGGGGAAAGGGCCCAUUCACCUGGACCAGGUGAGGUGCACAGGGAAGGAGGAGUUCCUGGGCGAAUGUCCGUCUCUGGGUCAGAGCACCCUGGGCUGCAGACGCAGAGUGGACGCAGGAGUGAGGUGUGACGUCACACCGCGGCAGUCAGUGGUGAAGGCCAAGCCUCAGGAGCUGAGCUGUGGGCUGAGGAAGCUGGUGGAGGAGGAGGAGGGCAAGAGGAGGAACCAGGGGGAGGAAAACAUGCUGAGAACCACUUGGCCUUGGCAGGUGUCGGUGUGGCUCCAGUCUCAAGAGGGAGAACAUGGCGGCCCUCUCUGUAGCGGCACUCUGAUCAGCCCCUGCUGGGCGCUGACGUCCGCCUUCUGUGUCAGCAGGUUUGGCAGCGACCCGUCCAGGUACGCGGUGCGUGUCGGGGCUUCGGCGCAGACUCUGACCCCGGAGCAGGUGGUCGUCCACAGGAAGUUCAAAGGUCAGAGCGGAGGGCACGACCUGGCUUUGCUGAAGCUACCCAGCACCAAGGGUCACUGUCUGACCUUUGACCCCGACACCAACGCGGCGUGCCUUCCUGCUGCAGACGCAGCAUCAGGAGGGACUCCUCCAUCUUCUUGCGUUGUCAUGGUUACUGCUGGCUGGACAGGACCAGACUCAGUCGUUGCAUCCUGGGUCCCUCUGAUGUCGUCAUGGCAAUGUAAGAAGCGCUAUGGCGACAGCUUCUCCAGCCACGGCACCCUGUGUGCCGGCAGCCCUCCGGACACCAGCCUCCUCCGUGACGACAGUUGUCAGGGCAACUCUGGAGGCGGGCUGGUGUGUCAGGGGGAGAUGGGUCGAUGGGUCCUCACCGGGGUUGUUGCCGGGGGUUACGGCUGCUCCGGGCCCUCGUCUCCCGCGCUCUACACCCGAGUCAGCCGCUUCAGGAGCUGGAUCGAGGAAGUCAUCGACACACGGGCUCAUCCGGAGGAGCCGAACGCACACACAAACACACAAGAAGAUCUGACGCGUGCUGACGAUGACCUAACACGCACACACGGCGAGGGCAAGGAGGAAUACUUCCACGUCCACGGCGAGCUCAAACACGCACACAGUCAACAGGAAACGAAUGAAAUCAAUGAUCUCAAAGAGAAACACAGUCAUCAUUCACACACCAACCGGCACGUCAACACACACACCCGUCAUGUAGGGGAUGACGACACAAACACACAAGUUCUGGUCUGAUUUGAGGCCCUGCCAUUGGCUUACCAUCUGUGCCAUGUGACCACCUGAGGAGGAGGAAAGAGGGUUUAAAGGAAGACAGAAGUUCACUUUAAAAGAAAAGAAAGAUGCUCCUAACUUAGGUCAGAACAAACGGCCGUCUCUGUGUUGUGUUUGCGGUUUCUAAUCGUCGGACGAGUCCAGCAGUGUGGGCGGAGCUUCCUGAGAUGCCAAGACGAGCAGAGUGCGUGGUUGAUUUGUGGUGCUUUUACAUGUGAGUUACAGCCUGUUGAGAGGAAGAGCGACGACUGAUGGGGUCGGCAUGCUGAUCGGGGCCUUUCACUGAUACUGAAUAUCAACAAAAAAAAAAUAAUCAGCAUGGCAUGUAUUUUAAAGGACAAUAGUGUUAAAAAUAUUCUGGGGAUAUUUCUAAGAUGUUCACACAAGAAUCUAUGCUAAAAUUCACCAAUUAAUGUGUGUCUUCUGUGUGUGUAAUAAUACAGAUCAUCAAACUAACCACCAGAACAUCUAGAGUAAAGGCUGGCUGUAUAUCAUCACGGUCCCUCCACGAUCAAUGACUUAGAUUAACCCCUAAACUCCUGCAUCAGAUGUUCCAACAGGACUCGUCUCUCCAGGCUGUUGUCUUUUACAUUUACUGGUGAAAGUGCUGUUUGAUCCACGACGAAGCUAUUUUAAAGAGGACCAUAGCGGUUAUUCUUCAUGUUUUAGUGUUUUAGAUUUAUUCCCUUUAACAAUGAUGUAUACACUACUGCUGAAAGUGCAGAACGUAAAAGCCUUAAACACAACUGGGCUUUCAAUCUAUAGAAUAAUAAGGCACGCUUUUAUAAAAAAGCUUUAUAAAAUAAAUAGUUUGCAGUUAAAAGUGUUUAAUAAGAACAUCUUAUGA